Triplophysa dalaica is the source of this 2931-nucleotide messenger RNA. It is a transcript of the gene fancg, whose product is annotated as FA complementation group G. Lineage: Eukaryota; Metazoa; Chordata; Actinopteri; Cypriniformes; Nemacheilidae. Gene Ontology annotation, biological process: interstrand cross-link repair. Gene Ontology annotation, cellular component: Fanconi anaemia nuclear complex. The transcript has 15 exons. The record is from RefSeq and is a predicted model, not a curated record. The coding region runs from base 694 to 2625 and encodes 643 amino acids. Gene Ontology annotation, molecular function: protein binding.
CAACAGCGCUGCCCAGUGACACACUUAGCCAAAAACACGCUUGUUUUGACCGAUAACAAGUGCUGGGUAUUUCGACCAUCAAAACAAAUAACACGCUUGGUCAUUCUAACCAUCCAUCGCCCUUCAGAGUGACGGUUCAAUGCGCACUAAACUUUAAUAACCGCCUAGAACAGUGGGCGUUAACGCGCUAUUUAUAACUGCGUAAUGUUAUUUCAAUAUGCCCGUGUGUCCUGGGCCAUAUCCCUAAAAUAACGCAUCUUACCGACGGUUAGAAACACAGAUCGCAUUAACCGCAUUCGGCUUUGCAUCGCGUUCUUGUCAUAUAGCAAACUUACAGAAUUCGUGACAUUUUUAUUACGACCCUCCUUCAAAUCAAACAAGCUCUAUAUGUGCGCCAAUAUUUCAGUGCGCCAAUAUUUCAGUGCGUCACUCCAUUACGUUACCUGACGAGGUUAUUAUAGAGACGUAUUAAAAUGCUCAGAGUUAAAUCUAUAAGUUCCAUGUUGACGUAAACUCGAGAAUCGUCUAGGCAGGUUGUCAUUACGUCAUAUAAUAACAACACAAGAUAAAACAAAUGGCUGGAAAAUGCGGAGGUACAGACUCGAAUGUAGGAAAACAAUUUAAUAUAAUAGUUGAGUCGUUAUAAUACAUCCUGGCUGAUUGUCAUGGAGAAAUGUCGUACCAUUUUGGCGAAUGCAGGCUCCCCUAGGACGGCCUCGUCUGCGGUCGGUGGUGCUCUCCGGUGGAAGACUUGGGGUUGACAGAUGGACAGAAGAGAACAACGCCAUAAUUGUCAGGUGGAAGCAAUAUGAACGAGAACUUCAACCGAUGCAGGAUGUUUGGAAACGAUGCUAUUCAGAAAGCUUUAAACUGCUUCGGAAAAUUCAAGGUAUACCAGCAGCUUCAGAACGACUCAAACUUGAAAUGACAGUCUCAUACAACACGUUUUUAUUCUCUCUGAGUCUCACCCACCCAAGUGAGAUAGAGAAGAAUCUCACCUGCACUUUAUUAAGAGUAUUGGAGGCUGCUGGAUCUCAGGUCCUCAGCUCUGAUCCGUUUAAGUUGUGGCAGGUUGGUCUGCAGACUUUCGGCACAUCGGUCUAUGCACCGUAUCUCCACAAGCUUCUGUUGAUCCAGUGGAUGUUAUGGCUAAUGGAGGGUCAGCUAGAGAGAAUUCUUACUCUUCUGGCACAGACAAAUCACAAGGGAGAGCUUUUAGCACCUGUGAAUCUACAGACAGAGAUCAGAAACCUUGCACUGAGCAUGGAGGAGGAUUCCUUGCUAAUGGUUGCCAGGGCUGCAAGAGACCUCAAGGAUCUUUUGCACAUCUGCACUGUUAUUGCUCAUGGGGUGGAACAGAUGAACAAGGAGAAAUAUUCGGAGGCUCUUGAAGCUUUUCAGGAGGCUAAAGACCUGCCAAGUCCCAGAAGACUCAUGGCACAGAUCCACACUCUUACAGGCCAAAGUUUGUCUAAGCUGGAUCAGCCCCAUUGUGCUCUUCACUUUUAUAGGAAGGCUUUGGAAGUAGACGUUUCUUGCCACAGUGCGCUCUAUCAAAGUGCACUGGUAUUCAGAAAGCUUUGUAAUCCAAAAGCAGAAAUAGAGGCGCUACGUCUUCUUUAUUCUGCUGUACAGCAACAGUCUGAUAAAUGUCCAUCUAGUGCUUCACUGGUCUCUCCAGAUUUACUGCUGGGAGGGGAACAGAUGACCUUUAUUAACAGAGUCCCCUCCCCCUCUCUGAUUUUGUACACUUUGGCACAUGCAUGUGUCCUCAAUGGCUGUUUUUCAGAUGGUGUUGAGUAUUAUCUGGAUCUCUUGGCAUCAUUUCAAUCGGACAGCAAAGAUCUUGUACCUACAGGGGUUGGCACUUCUUUUCCCAGAAUCCCAGUGGUCUACCUUGAAGCCGGAUUUGCUUUGUUAAAAGCUCAGAAAUAUAGGGAGGUUCUUGUGAUCUGUGAAGAGGUCAUUACCAGUACUGUGGACUUCAUCCCUGACAGACUGCUGCUUGAUCUGCACAUGGAAAAUCAGCAAACAGGUGGACCAACAGCUGUGAGUCCAGAUUCUAAUGCUGUGUUAGAAAAUGUGGACUUUGUGUCAUGGGCUGGUGCAGCCCAUCUUCUUCAAGCACAAACUUACUGGAAGCUGAAGGAUACCAAAGAGGCAAUUACAAAUUUUACAAGAGCUAUCAAUCAACUUGUGAAGGUGUUUAUAACGCAGAAAGUUAAACCUACAGACUGGAAACAAAGAAAUCUUGGAAACACUGAAGAAAUGGUCAAUAGAAUGUUGACUUUAGAAGCAGCAAAAGGACAAUCUCUAGCUGGUAGGGGGCUUUGCUUCCUGGAAAAAGGUCAAUUGAAAGAGGCAUUGAGAGAUCUUCAUCUCAGUCUACAGAUUUUUCCAGGUUGCAGGAACACUGAGAUGUGGCUUACUGAAGUCUUAUGGAGGCUUGAUCGCAGAGAAGAAGCUUCAGUACACUGGAGAGAGAGCUAUAAUUCUACAGAUACCACUAAGUCAAAAAACCUACCACUAUAUUUGCAAGCAUGGCAAGAUGAUUCAGCUUUUGACUUCUGUGGCCUUAAGAAGAAAAUAGAGGAGCACGUUCAAGCCGGCAAUGUAAUAACAUAGGGAAACAAGAUGAUGCUUUAUAAAAUAGUCCUUGUUUGGGUGUUGUGAUAUAGUAUAAAGUAUCUUUUAAUUUCUGUUUUAUUCAGUAACUAUGUACGUUGCUUUUGUUAAUUGCUUUGACAUUUUUUCAACCAGUGUCAGUUAUAUAUCAUUCCAUUCUUGGUUUGAACUUUGGUUAAAGCAUAUAUGUUUGUCUGAAUAAAUUAAUGUCUGUCAUAGUGUAAAUCAUCUAUCACAUUGUAUAUAAUGAGAAUAAACACCAUUCAUAAUCUUAAAUUAAAUUUAUACAUUAAAAGGGUGUUUCAA